Messenger RNA from Anolis carolinensis (green anole), 2040 nucleotides. RefSeq lists its product as uncharacterized. Gene Ontology annotation, molecular function: zinc ion binding; nucleic acid binding. The record is from RefSeq and is a predicted model, not a curated record. Lineage: Eukaryota; Metazoa; Chordata; Lepidosauria; Squamata; Anolidae. The coding region runs from base 219 to 1808 and encodes 529 amino acids. The transcript is spliced from 2 exons.
AGUGUCAGAACCCUGCUACUAGAGCCUGGAUGUGGCUCUGAGUUUCAGGGUCACUGACAUUGAUAAGACACCUGCGUCCCAGGACUCGGAGGAGAAACGGCUGAUGGACUUGGCGGGGAAUUUGCGCGGGGUUUUACUGAGCGGGAAGAGACUGUUCAAAUGAGGGGGAGGGUAUAUAAAGGAGGGUUGGCCGGAGCCUCCCAUUCUUGGCUUUUCUGAUGUUCAUGUUUCCUACAGUAAAAGUUCCUGGUGAUACCACAGAGAGUCUCGUGUGUUCAUUCAGGAGCGGCUGUGGUGAGCUGACACUAAGCCAAGAAUACGGACACCAUCCCGCUGUAGCGGUGAGGUGUAACAUGCAAGUGGAGGAUGAAGAGCUCUUGGGCGCCGGAGGAGGAAGGUCGGAAAGGGCCACUCCCGAGACGGACGCUGAGUUCCACCAGCUGGCGGCCCUGGCGUCAUCCACCGCUUAUGCCCAGCCAAAUGGGGUAACCCAGAGGCGCGGAGUGGUGCGGGGAGAUAGCACCGGAGGAGAGGAAGGUUCACCUUCCCCAGGCCCGCAAAAGAUGGUGUUUCUGGAGGAGAGGAUGUCGGCGAUGGAGACCACCCUGGCAGUGAUGUCGAGGGCGAUGGAGCGCCUGGCGGUUUUGGCGGAGCCGGAGCGAGGAAGGGAACUCCGGGCUAGCUCAAUGUGGGACGUGAGCAUGGGAAGCAGCCAGGGCUUUGCAGACCUCCCAGCACCGAAGGGAAGGGAAAUGCGAAAGGAGCCCGGUGCCCGGCCCAAGAUCCAAACGAGCCUGACGCGGGUGGAGGAGAGUGACGACGAAGGGGAAAAGCCUCCGAGAAUCCCGGCUACGCUCCCAACUGAGACCCUGGUGCCCCUGGCGAAUGCCGGGCGUGGCACAGGACAAAGGGAAGCAGCAGCGGGGCCCACUGGCCCGCAAGGGGGCUUGCGACGGGCGGAGAAUUGGGGAUUGCCACCACAGGGACCCCUACCGAGACGAGAGGAACUAAGGAUCGAGUUUGGGGGAGAGUCCUCUGAACUGGAUUUUUUCCUGACCACGGUGAGGGGCUAUAUGGAGGACAAUGCCCACACUUUUAGAACGGAAUCCAGCCGGGUACGGGCCAUUGGUGCAGUGUUGAAGAGGGGAGCGGCCAGCUGGUACGUUCAACUACACGCGCGGCGCGACCCAUGUCUGGGGUCACUCCGACGCUUUAUGGGGGCCCUGGAGACCCGUUUCCGAGAUCCACUGGAGCAGAUCCGGGCGAGGGAGGAGUUGAAGACCGUCUCCCAGGGGCAGAGGUCGGUAUCUGAGUAUGCGGAGGAGUUCCAAUGCCUCGCUGAAAAGGUGCCGGAAUGGUCUGCAGUGACAAAGAUAGAACUCUUCAAAGAGGGGCUCAGGCGGGAGAUCCUCUCCUGGGCGGUGCAUCGUGAUGAGCCUGACACACUGCGCGGAUGGAUUCAGCUGGCGGGGCGCAUCGAGACAUCGCUGGCCCAGGCGAGGAGGCACCGAGGAGGGCUACAGCAGCGGCCGCAGAUGAAAGAGGGGAGCCGGAAGGAGGGAUCAACCCCAGCCGGGAGGAGAACGGAGCCGACAGGGAACGUGAGCACCAGCAGGAGGGGCUGCUUCGUGUGCGGCCGUUUGGGCCACAGGGCUGCCGAGUGCUGGCAGAGAAAAGGGGAAGGCGGAGGCCCGCCCAAACCAAGAGCCGUGGCAGGGAAACGCGCCGAGGAAGAACCACCGAUGAGGCACCACUCGGGGGGGUUGGACGAAGGGGAGGAGGACGCCAUGUCAGAACCCUGCUACUAGAGCCUGGAUGUGGCUCUGAGUUUCAGGGUCACUGACAUUGAUAAGACACCUGCGUCCCAGGACUCGGAGGAGAAACGGCUGAUGGACUUGGCGGGGAAUUUGCGCGGGGUUUUACUGAGCGGGAAGAGACUGUUCAAAUGAGGGGGAGGGUAUAUAAAGGAGGGUUGGCCGGAGCCUCCCAUUCUUGGCUUUUCUGAUGUUCAUGUUUCCUACAGUAAAAGUUCCUGGUGAU